AUGUCCCUUUCCCUUCUUCUAGGAACGGCUCUUUUGUUUUCGAGGACGAUAUGCGUAGCGUCUUUGUCCUCUAAUCUUGGACCGGUCGUCGACCUAGGGUACGCUGCGUUUGCUGGUAAUAGCACUUCGCCGGAAGGAAUCGAGAACAGCCCUGUUACGUUUUUUGGAAACAUUCCUUAUGCAGAACCUCCUGUUGGCAAUCUUCGUUUCCGUGCACCCAAGCCACUCAACGAAAAUGGAAGAGCACAAGUGGUCACUGACGCCAGGAACUGGGGUCCGCCAUGUAUUCAAUGGCCAGCAGUAGUAGGGGUAGGCUCCGAAGAUUGUUUAACGCUAAAUGUUUGGAAGCCAACUAAUGCUACUGAAGGAUCCAAACUUCCUGUUGUUGUCUAUAUUCAUGGGGGCGGAUUUUUCCAAGGGUCUCCAUCAGGUUUCCCCUUUAAUGACUGGGUUGCACAACACCCAGGUGGUAUCGUAGCCGCCUCAAUUACCUACCGUUUAGGAGUUCUAGGAUUUAUGGGCGGCUCGCAAAUAGCUGCAGAUGGUGACCUAAAUGCCGGUCUUCUUGAUCAACGAGCAGGCUUGGAAUGGAUUCAACGUCACAUCUCAAAAUUCGGAGGCGAUCCAAAUGAAGUUACGAUAAUGGGCGAGAGCGCCGGUGGUGCUAGCGUUGUAAUGCAAGUUGUUGCGUAUGGAGGAACCAAACCUGCUCCUUUCAAACGCGCUGCUGCACAUUCUAUUGGGUUUGGUGGCGUUCGAAAUCAAACUGAGGUGGAACGCGAUUUCAGCAUGGCUGCAUCUAUCAUUGGAUGCCCUGACGACAAGAACACCUUGUCUUGUAUGAGGAAUGCCUCCGUAGGAGCAAUUGUGAGCGCUAUAAAUCGGCUUCCAAAUGAUUUAUCGCCCGUCAUCGACGGGGAUAAUGGAUUCCUACCUGACCUUCCCUCGCACCUGAUCAACGCCGGCAAAUUCAGCACAGUCGAGUUUUUGGGCGGACACUGCACUGGAGACGGGGCCACUUUUGUGGGAGGGACCCCUGAUCAAUUCAAGACUGAUGACGAUAUUCGUAACAUUCUUUUCGCUAGGUACCGAGGAUUGACGGCAGACACAAUUGCAAAAGCUUUUGCUCUAUAUCCAGCUCCAGGAACCCCGGGAAGUACUUUCGCCACUCAAUUUGAUCGUGCAUCAGCGAUGGCUGGUGACAUUGUGUUUUCCUGCAUGGAUUGGCUGCUGGCUGAAAAGGAAUUAGAAAGAGGUGUUAAGAAUGUAUUUGCUUUCAGCUGGAAUGCCCCUGACACCGUGCUUUUCAACGCGACGCCAUACCGGGGCGCUGCUCACACCUCUGAUCUUUACUACUUAUUCAAUGGAAACAAUCCCUUCAACAACGAUGGUAACACCUUUACCCCAUUCAACACGAGCGAGGCGGUUUUAGCGUCAGAAGCCAUCGCAUACUGGACAUCAUUUGUAGCCAACGGAGACCCUUCUGUCGAUAAAAAAGCUACUUCACCCGCAUGGACCAAGUUUUCUGCUGGAAUAGGACAAGACACGCGCUCGCGCAUGCAGCUGACUCGUGGGGGUAACAAUGUAACUGCCUCUGGCAUGGAAGGGAUAUCACCCGCUCAGAUAGAACGGUGCCAGUUCUGGAUGAGUGACACUGUUGCAGGACAAACUCGCCUGUAG
Messenger RNA from Psilocybe cubensis, 1680 nucleotides. RefSeq lists its product as uncharacterized. NCBI's taxonomy places the organism in Eukaryota, Fungi, Basidiomycota, Agaricomycetes, Agaricales, Agrocybaceae. The transcript is spliced from 13 exons. The record is from RefSeq and is a predicted model, not a curated record. Gene Ontology annotation, molecular function: hydrolase activity. The coding region runs from base 1 to 1680 and encodes 559 amino acids.